AGAGUGGUGUACACAAAAAUGCAGUGUUGACAGCCUUGUAUUGUGACAUUCGGAGGGAUUUGUAAUAGUCUGUUAUUUAUAAUUAUGCCAACUAAUUCAAUAGUAACAAUAAGGUACGGUCCAUACGAUUCGUGUGGAAUUGUCGAUCACAGAACGUUUCGCCUGGACGGCUUACAAGCGGUGCUCAAAGGCGACGGUCACCGGUAUGUCCUCGAGAAAACAGAUGACUGGAAUACAGUUGAGCUCAUUGUGAAUGGAGAGCGCGUGUAUACAUGCAACAUCACUGACCUUGUAUUUGGGGGUGAUGGACGCCUUGAUCCGCUGUGCCAGGAGGCCAUUGACGCGGUGAGGGAGGCGUACUGAACACCGUACCCGUUUCAAAUUAAAGUUAGCAAUAGCAUAGACUUCUAUUGCCGAAUACUGAACGGUAUACACUGUAUACCAUAAAGGACCGUUUUGGAGGAAUAAAAAGCAACUGUAAUUAUGAGUUUCAUUCUCACACAAUUUGUGAUUCAGAGUUUAUAUCUUGCAAUUCGGAUAAAUUAGUCAUAAAUUAUUUUAUUGUAGAAUAAGUUUUAGUAUUUUAUUUCUCAAGAGAUCUGAAAUUUUAUAUCAUGCAGUUUUGAUCUCAUACUGUAAACUAAUUUUUUUAUGAUUCUGUGAAAAAAAAGUCACAGAGAAAGCAAUUCAGAUUGUAUUUCUCACAAUUCAAAUUUUAUUUCACGCCGUUCUGAGAAAAAAAAAAUUCUUAUUAUAUUUAUCACAUUUGCGAAAAAGUCAGAGCUGUAUCAAAAAAUCUGAUGAAUUCAGUUAUACUGUAUACUGAUAUAUCACUUAUACGGUAAUUCACAAUGCUGUGAAAAGAUGUUAACCUUAUAAUUUAGGUAAAAAAGAAAAAUAUGAAUAAGUUACAAUUUCGCAAUUGCGACAAAAAAGUUUUUGCCCUUGAAUGCAAAUGAGCUUGUUCUCUCCACCCUCUGUUCGGGCAUAUCUACUUCAAAAGAUAAGGGAUACUUGGCAUCACACAAAAACAUUACGCAUUAUACUGUACAAUUACAUUAUGCUGUUUGCCAAUACUGACACAUAGUAAUAGGCACUUGUCAAUCAAUAUCGGGGUGUUGAUAACAAUGUCACGGUGCAGUUGGCCUCAAAAUUGCUGGCAUUUGGAAAAAGACUUGAUGUGUUUAUGCCACUCUAGUAUGGCUGUGUACAAUAUGUACUAUUCCUACACAUUUCUGUUCAAACUGCUUCCCUUUAAACUGUGCCCUCUAGUUGUAAGGUACUAUUUCAACCAUGUUUAAAAUUAAAGUGAGCCAAAUAACUAGACAGCAUUUUAAAGCAUCCAUGAAAUGAGUACUAUCGUAGGGUCCUAUGUACAUAUGAAGGCAGCACACUGUCUGUGAGAAGACUGCUUGUAUAUGUGCACAGGUAUAUGACAAAUGAUAUAACCACGCAAACAUCCAUCGUUUGUCAGUGACACAGUUUAUUGCAUUAUUGCUGAAAAACAUCUAUCGUUCAUCACAAUCUAUCACAGCGAUCUUUUUCUCCCAUGAGCAAUGUCCUGUUUAUAAUAUACUAAAACCAAAUCUAUUUUUUUACAUUAAAUUCCCUAUUCCAAGUGUCACAUGAAUAACCUACCACACAGUAUGUGUAAAGUACAGUUUACCGCUAUUUAGUUCAGCUAGUGUGAAUAUCAAGGUUUCACUAUGUGUGAGCAUCCAGCCACAGAGUGAUAUAAUAUAGCAUUACCAAAUGUUGCUAAAUUUCUAUAGAAAAGCAGUUUGACUGCAUUAAGAUUAAACAGAACGAUAUUGCUUCAGAUGUUUGUGCUUAUCAGAUGGGUUGUGUAAUUAAUUGCUUUGUAGCUUACGUUUAAUUGUUUCCCAGUGUGUAUACUAGCAUUUCAAAGUUGUCACAGACAUGUUGACGUUAUGAAUGUCCUCGUUCCCACAAGUCUUAAAUGUCACUAAAACCCUAAAGUCUAAAAUAAAGCAUAUUUUGUGGAAGCUACAGAGAAUAUCAGGACUACCACGGAGAAUAACGUUACUUGUCUAGAUGCCAUCUGUCUGAUGUCUCAGGAUGAAGCCAAGUGUGACAGUUAUGGAAGACAAUUUGUAAAAAAAAAA
Danio rerio (zebrafish) is the source of this 2126-nucleotide messenger RNA. RefSeq names its product zgc:153142. The record is from RefSeq and is marked provisional. Lineage: Eukaryota; Metazoa; Chordata; Actinopteri; Cypriniformes; Danionidae.